This is a messenger RNA of Eupeodes corollae, 2147 nucleotides long. It is a transcript of the gene ninaB, whose product is annotated as carotenoid isomerooxygenase. The coding region runs from base 145 to 2058 and encodes 637 amino acids. The record is from RefSeq and is a predicted model, not a curated record. Gene Ontology annotation, biological process: carotene catabolic process; retinal metabolic process. Lineage: Eukaryota; Metazoa; Arthropoda; Insecta; Diptera; Syrphidae. Gene Ontology annotation, molecular function: carotenoid dioxygenase activity; beta-carotene 15,15'-dioxygenase activity. The transcript is spliced from 8 exons.
UGAAAUUAUUCCUUUAGUUUGCAGUAAGAUUUCAACGGAUACACUUCUAACGGUCUUUUAAAAAAUAAAUCUGAAUUAGACGUUUGCAAUUUACCUCAUCGUGCGUCGUUGGGCUUAAGAAAAGAAGUUAUUAUUAUCAAGUGCAUGAUUUCAAAUAUCAUUUCAAAAAUAAAUAUCCAAAGGAUUAAAAGGAUUCGAAACAAAAUGGGAGAUGGAGUCCUGAAAAGUUUUAUUCGAGACGUUUUUGCGGUUAAAUAUGACGCUAGCCAAAAUGACCCAGAAUCAGAACGUAUUGACGGAAGUGGACGAUGUUUUCCAAACUGUGCAUCAGAUGUAUGGCUUCGGUCUUGUAAAGAAGAAGUAAUUGAGCCAAUUCAAGGACAAGUGAAAGGAACAAUUCCAACAUGGUUAAAUGGAAGUCUUCUACGGAACGGACCCGGAAAUUGGAAAGUUGGUGAUAUGACGUUCCAGCAUUUAUUCGAUUGUUCAGCGUUGCUUCAUCGUUUUGCAAUUAAAAAUGGCACUGUUACUUAUCAAAAUAGAUUUAUACAAACCGAAACUCUCAAAAAGAAUACUCAGGCACAACGGAUAAUUGUGACCGAAUUUGGAACCGCCUCUGUACCUGAUCCAUGUCAUUCAAUAUUUGAUAAAGUCUCUGCCAUGUUUCGUUCUGAUGUGGCCUCCGACAACACGAUGAUAUCAAUUUAUCCAUUUGGCGAUGAAUAUUAUACAUUUACUGAAGCUCCAUUUAUUCACAGAAUAAAUCCAGUAACACUAGAAACCGAAGGUCGGGUUUUCCUUAACGACUAUAUUGGAGUCGUCAGUCAUACAUCCCAUCCACAUGUCUUGGCCGACAAAACGGUUUACAAUUUAGGUUUGUCAGCUGGUCGUUCCGGUCCUGCGUAUAAUAUUAUAUGUUUUCCCGCUGGUGAUUCUAUGUUCCAAGACGCUUAUAUCGUCGCAUCGGUGCCCUGUCGUUGGCUCCUGAAUCCCGGUUAUAUGCACACAUUUGGAAUAACAGAAAACUAUUUCAUCGUAGUUGAACAACCCCUAUCCAUAUCCCUCUCGGAGUUUGUGAGAUCCCACCUAAAUAGUCAAAACUUCUCGUCCUGCCUCAAAUGGUUCGAUAACAAAUGCACGCAUUUCUAUUUAUUAAGUCGCAAAACUGGCAAACUCAUGUACACUUUUCGGUCGGAGGCCUUCUUCUACCUUCACAUCAUAAAUCAAUACGAGGAGGACAACCAUGUAGUUAUCGACAUUUGCUGCUACAAGGAUCCAUCCAUGAUCAAUUGUAUGUACCUGGAUAGCAUGAUGAAUAUGCAAACGAAUCCCAACUAUGCGGCAAUGUUUCGUGGUCGCCCACUUAGAUUCGUCCUCCCUCUCAAUGGAACUGCUAGUCAACGUCGGGGAUUUACAAAGUCAUUCUCGCUGGGAGGCAUCAGUUCUAGAUUACAACAAACCAAAGCACAAGGCCAGUUUAAACGAUCAGAGUCACAAUAUGAUGAUAUCACUCACUUUCCCACGAACAACUGCGAGUCCAUUAUGACUGAAUCCCAACGGAUUAACGAGUUCAAAUAUGAGUGCUUGGUGAAUUUGGUCAAGCUUCCAGAUACCAAAGCAGAAGCUUAUGAGAUGCCAGAUAAAACUAUCAUGGUCAGACCGGAGCUGCUCUGCGAUCUGGGAUGUGAGACUCCAAGAAUAAACUACGAGUUGUACCUAGGUCAGAAGUAUCGAUAUUUUUACGCAAUAAGUUCAGAUGUUGAUUACGAAAAUCCUGGAACACUGAUAAAGGUGGAUGUUAUAACGAAAACUUCAAAGAAAUGGUGUGAGAAAAACUGCUACCCUAGUGAACCUAUUUUUGUUCCUACACCUGGAUCUCAAGAUGAAGAUGAUGGCGUUGUGCUGGCAGCUAUGGUAUGGGGAGGCGUUAAUGACAACCAUGUUGGUUUACUAGUACUGUGUGCCAAGACUUGGACAGAGAUGGGACGAUGUGAAUUCCAUUCGAGUGGUCCAGUUCCUAAAUGUUUGCAUGGAUGGUUCGCGCCAAAUACUGUUUGAUUUUAAUAUUCAAAUUUGAUCUGUUUACAAAAAAAGAACAAAGUACACUCUCGAAUAAUAAAACUUCAUUUUUAUUGUUAAGCUUUAAA